CUAUCUCGCCAUAGCCAAUAUAUUAAUCCCUCGUGACCCAAUUCCUCCCAUAUUCAGUAAUUCACAAUCUCAGACAGAGAAACCAAUCGGAGGAAAAUGAAACUAGUUUGGUCCCCAGAGACAGCAUCCAAAGCAUACAUCGAAACAGUUCAAUCUUGUCGGAUUUUCCGGGAAUCCGGGGUGGCGGAGCUGGUGUCGGCGAUGGCGGCGGGGUGGAACGCGCAGCUAAUCGUGGAGACGUGGUCGGAGGGGGGAGUGAUAGCGACGAGCGUGGGUUUAGCCGUGGCGAGAACUCACACGUGCGGGAGGCACGUGUGCGUGGUGCCCGACGAGAGGUCGAGGGCGGAGUACGCGGAGAGAAUGGGGGAGGCGGGGAUGUCGCCGGAGAUCGUGGUGGGGGAGGCGGAGGAGGUGAUGGAGGGGUUGGGCGGCGGGAUAGACUUCAUGGUGGUGGAUUCCACGCGCGGAAACUUCUCCAGAGUGCUGAGGCUGGCGAAGCUGAGUAACAAAGGCGCGGUUCUUAUAUGCAAGAACGUGAACUCCGCCACCAAUAUUGCUUCUUCUUCGGGUUUCAGAUGGCGGAGCGUGCUCGAAGAAGGGUCAGGGUCGCGUCGUGUGGUUCGUUCGGUGUUUCUUCCUGUGGGGAAGGGGCUUGACAUAGCACACGUGUCGGCCAUUGGGGGGGGCUCCGCUGCUAAGAGAUGGUUCAAGCAUGUUGACCAACAAUCAGGGGAGGUGCACGUUAUUAGACGAUGAAUUUGUGCAUAUUUCAUUUGCAGUUAUGAGGUGCAUUUUCAAUGCAGCUUCAACGAAUAAAAACUAAAACAAAUGUUCUGAUUCUUUGGCCGAAUGAGUUUUGUCUCAUAAUUAUUUUGUACCAGAUUUUUAACAUGUUCUUUGUCUCACUAGGGUUACGUACGUUUUUAGUUUUAGCAGCACUUCUAUUAGGGACAGAUUGGGACAAAAGUUAAGUAUAGUUGCCUAGGCUUUCUCAUGUCCGUAACUAGUAUUCAAUUUUGCUCUUUCUUGUGUAAAUACGCUGAUACAAUACAGCAUGAAUUGUGUAUGCCACAGACCAUCCUAUUUGUUUUAUGAUUCGUUAUAAUAUAGAUAUAUCACCUUACUCUGA
This is a messenger RNA of Glycine soja, 1129 nucleotides long. RefSeq lists its product as uncharacterized. The record is from RefSeq and is a predicted model, not a curated record. The coding region runs from base 97 to 756 and encodes 219 amino acids. NCBI's taxonomy places the organism in Eukaryota, Viridiplantae, Streptophyta, Magnoliopsida, Fabales, Fabaceae. The transcript is spliced from 2 exons.